Fusarium redolens is the source of this 2682-nucleotide messenger RNA. RefSeq lists its product as uncharacterized. The record is from RefSeq and is a predicted model, not a curated record. The transcript has 7 exons. Gene Ontology annotation, molecular function: borate efflux transmembrane transporter activity; solute:inorganic anion antiporter activity. Gene Ontology annotation, cellular component: fungal-type vacuole; plasma membrane. Gene Ontology annotation, biological process: transmembrane transport; monoatomic ion homeostasis; monoatomic anion transport. The coding region runs from base 1 to 2682 and encodes 893 amino acids. NCBI's taxonomy places the organism in Eukaryota, Fungi, Ascomycota, Sordariomycetes, Hypocreales, Nectriaceae.
AUGGCUGGGCCAGAGCCUAUCCAAGACUCUAUCAAUGUUGAGCGGACGCCGACCAUCACGCCAAACACUCAAAAUGCCCCAGUUGAGGAUGAUCCAUCGAGCCCUACCAACGGAGGUCGAGCAUCCAGAUAUUUUACAAGACGGGGAAAACUUCGACCCUUUCGACUGCUCAAGGAAGAUGUCAUCAAUCUCAAGAGUCGAUACUUGUCAGAUUGGCAGGUCUUCAAUCAACAGGUGGUUGCAAGUGCAGUCUACAUCUUCUUUACAAACCUUCUUCCAGGCAUCACUUUCGCCAGUGAUCUAUACACGCUGACUGGCAAGUCGUGGGGGACCAUCGAGGUUGUGUUCAGCACUGGACUUUGCGGCCUCGUCUUCUCUCUUUUCUCAGGUCAACCUCUUACGAUUCUGGGCGUCACAGGUCCAUUCUCGGUGCUGGCUGAGAACAUUUACGAACUAUGCGAAACACACUUUCAUGUCGAGUUUCUACCAGUCAUGGCAUGGUCCCUCAUCCACGCUGGAUGGAUGCACUAUCUCCUUGCCAUCUUCAACGCCCAUGACUGGACCAUGCAAUAUGUCACCCAUUUCAGUGCCGAUAUCUUCUCACUUCUCAACAGUGUCAUCUACUUCCACAAGGCGGCCAUGGAGCUGAAGCGAACCCAUGCUCGAGUCUCCUUCGCUGCCUUUCUAUAUGCCGUUCUUGGAGCGGUGGGAACUUGUCUCCUAGCCAUUUUGCUGUCCACCGCAAACUCGUGGAAGCCCAUGUUCCAUCGGUACGUUCGACUUGGACUUACGGAAUAUGCUGCUGCUAUUUCCAUCAUUAUCUGGAUCGGAAUUCCAUAUAUCGGGGAACUGGCAUCACUGGAUCAUAUCCGACUCGAAGUCCAAACGAGCUUCCGACCUACGAACCCUGAUAGAACGACCUUCUUUGUUCGCUUCUGGGAGAUACCUAUCGAAUGGGUCUUCUUGUCCAUGAUUCCGGGCGCUAUCGUCACGGUCUUGUUUUACUUCGACCACGAAAUCAGCAGUAUUAUCUGCACCGUGGAACGAUACGGAACCAAGAAGCCAGGUGGAUAUGCUUGGGAUGUUGCUCUCUUGGGAACCACUACCAUUCUUUGUGGCAUUCUGGGUAUUCCUCCCGCAAACGGUCUGUUGCCUCAAGCACCCCUUCACUCAGAAUCCUUGAUGCAUUAUGUCAUUGAGAGUCCUCCCGCAGAAGAAUGGGAGCAGCCAGAUUCGCCUCGGCCCGUCGCAAGGACGUAUGAGCAGAGGUAUUCUCACUUCAUCCAAGCUUCUCUCAUUCUUAUCUUUGUAUCUCCCCCGCUACAAAAGCUGCUGGGUCUCACUCAGACGUCAGUGCUCGCUGGCCUGUUUCUCUUUAUGGGCUACCAGUCUCUAUCUGUCAACCCUAUUCUUGAGAGAGUUGUGAACCUACUCACUCCGCCAUCUGAUCUCCCUCCUCUGCCCGACAAUGUUAGCUGGUUCGGUAUUCACAUGUACACAAUCACACAGAUCAUUAUGACAGGCAUUGUUUUUGGGGUGACCCUGACAGUUGCGGCCCCUGCAUUCCCUCUGAUCAUCAUCGCUUUAGUUCCCGUCCGAUUAUCGCUCAUGAACCGCGUGUGGAGCCGUGAGACGUUGCGAUUAGUGGAUGGAUGGGCUUGUCGGGAGGGCAAACCGGAGGAUUCGGAUUCAGAGACGAUGCAGGAUUACCCCGCAGGAACUGCAAUCCAGUUCACUCUUCUCUCUAAUAUCAACUCUCUUAUUCUUAUUCAAAACAUUCGAGGGAAAUCUGCGCUUGUCACUGGCGGCGGCUCCGGUAUCAACUUGUGCUUUGUUCGUCUACUGCUAGGCAGUGGAUGUUCGGUCCUUAUAGCCGAUCUCAAAUUACGGCCCGAAGCUGAACAACUCCUGAGGCAAUAUCCGUUCCCCGGUGUUGACGGCAAAGCUGGGGUCUUGUUUCAAGAAACCAACGUUGCAUCUUGGUCACAGUUGACGGCUGCUUGGAAGACGGCCUUAAGAAAGUUCACAACUGUCGAUAUUGUCGUUCCAGGUGCUGGUCUGUUUGAGCCUCAAUGGUCUUCCUUCUGGGAACCACCUAGGACUGAGAGUAAUGAGGAUAGCGUUUCUCGAGAUGAUGCCAAUGCGGAACCUGGGCAUUAUGCAGUGUUGGAUGUGAACUUGGUAUCUCCCAUUCGGCUCAGUCAACUAGCUAUCGGGCAUUGGACAAAGACGAAACAGAAGGGAUGCCUUGUACAUGUUGGCAGUAUGGCAGGUUACUUAGCUGGCAUCGCAACACCCUUGUACUUUGCGAGCAAGCAUGGGUUGCAUGGGUUUGUGAGAGCAUUGGGAGGACUACGUGAUGAACUUGGUAUUCGAGUCGGCUGUGUUGCUCCCGGUGCAGUAGAGACUCCCUUGUGGCAUGAGGAUCCAACCAAAGCAGUCAUGCUAGACGAAGAUACAGCUCUCAUAGAUCCUCUAGAAGUGGCCCAAGGCAUGUGGCAACUUGUCGUCAACCCAGAGUAUGGUAAUGGCACCAUCCUCGAAGUGACCAAAGGGGAAACGAGAGUUGUGCCUCUCUUCAAUGCGCCAGUUCCCACUGGUGAAGGCAUUAUGGUACCCGGAUAUGAAGCUUCUAAGGACGCUUUGUAUGCAAAGCUCAAAAAUAAGGGCUUGGAUGUAUGA